AUGUAUUUAACGAAUAGACUCCAUGUAGCUGUCCGUCUCUCUAGUAAUCAUCAGAUAACAUCAAAAUGUGGUAAGAAUCAAAAAGUGGCACUUAGGGCACAGUUAAGUGAGUCACUGAUGUUCUUACUAAAACUUUUACACGUAACACAUCAACAUUCCACAGAUAUGAAUAAGUAAAACAAGCGGAAGUCCCUACGAUGCAUGAAAUGUAAACAAACAUUGUUUCCCUUUAAAAUUAUUCAAUUUCAAAACUUCAGCAACUGUAAACAAGCAAGAGAGGUACAAGUAUAGUACCAUCACGUGCAAAUCCUUUUUGGAAGGAAACCAUAGCUUAUAAUUACCUUUCAGAGAAUAUGUCUGUGAACGUCUCCAUGUCAACAAGGCUUCGCGAUUUCUGAAGAUUUCGUCUUUUUCUAAUUUUCAUUCAUUGUGGCCUCUGGAUUAAGAUCCAUUCUAGUCAAUCGACACCAGCGGAUUGUCUGAGCUUCCUGCAAAUCAGACAAAACUGAUCCGAAAUCGACUUUUCAAAUUACUAUCCGUUUUCCACUUGAUCGAGCUUUGAAGACCACUCUUCGGUCUACGACUCGAGCAUGACACUCUUUUGUUGAGAUAUCGAAGCAUUAAUCAAUGUGCAAAUCUUUCUAUGAUAGUUUCUGGCCAGUUUGUUCCAUUUUUCCCGAAAAAAAGACGAAAUCUGAACGACUUAUUCCACUAACAAACGAUCUACAAACUGUCAAUUCAAAGAAAGCGCGUCUAUCGAAAAGGCAACCAGGCCUUCUAUUUAAUUGCCAGGUUGCUUGGAAUCACAACAGAAUAUGGCGUCCCUAAAAUUAAAUCAAAUGGUUUGUUUUGUCUUUUUCUUUUAGGGUAUUCAUGUUUUUCUUAAUCUUUUGUAUCAAUUGCAGAUAAUUUUAAUGUUAACCUUUAUUUUUCCAAGACUAGGUAUGGUAGUAAUGGGCAUGCUUUUUGAAGGUGCGAAGCGAUACUUUCCAACAAUUGACUUUAAAUUUGUUUUUGUUUAAUCAAGGAUAAAAAGAGAUUGCAAGGAUUUCUAAACGAGAUGUUGAGAGUUGGAUGUUUGAAGGUACAAAAGGAUUGUCUUGAGGCCGUUCCUGAUUGUAUUUUAUUUGAAUAUAAACAGUGCGAUGAAUGCUUACUCUUUUAAUUUGUAAUUAAUUUAACACGAGAUCCUUGGUCUUGCAUGUGUUUGUUUCGUUCCUCUUUCUAGGGUUUCAAAUAUUUCGCUCUCUAUCUACGAGGUCGAGAAGAGUUAAUAUGCAGAGUCCUAAAUGAACCUAUGGUGAGAUACUUAUGUUUUCAAAGAGACUUGUCAAUCUCGACAAUGUAAUGAUAUGUUGCAAUGUGGAAAUUAUUUUGAAACAUGAAUAUCCCCAGGCAUCAUGACUCGAAUCGACCAGCUCUCUAGGCAUUAUUUUAUGUUGGCACAUGAUAUCCUUUAGAGAUAAGCCUCCAGGGAGACAAGAAAAAUCUUGCCUUUUGAUUGCAGAAUGGGACCCUUCUGCACCUUUGACUCCUGCAUUCCAUCCCAUAUUAGUUCAGACUGCUAAUACACAUGAUGAAAUAAUUUUUAUGCAAUCUUUGUUUUUUUCCCAUUAUCUUCACUGUCUUCUCAUUGUCUGAUCCCCCCGCUGCCUAUUCUCCCCAUGAUCCAAGUCCAUUGUUCUCUUCCACUUAAAAGCUGACAAAAGUUCUUGAAGUUAACCUAAAACUGUAUGUUAUAUUAAUGUUCUCAAUUGGCAAAAAGUCAUUCAGGGGAAUAAUAUUAAUAGUAUACGAGGUAAUUAAAAGUGGAAAAUAGAAGACUAUGUUUUUUGUCUUGCUUACUCCUUUUGAGUAUUUUUAUUUUGGUCAUUUAGAACCUCAGUGCUGAUCAAUUUUAUUUUUGCUGUCAACUUCUUUAAGUCUCCAGAAAUCUGGUCAUACUAUACUUCACCUUCUUCUGAAAAGACGAGAAAAGGAACACUAAGUUUUACAUUUGACGACCAGGCCAGUUUACCAAGGAAUGAGUAAGUAUCCAAGGUUAGGAUGAUGCUAUAAUAUUUGUGAUUCGAUUAAGAUUUGUUUGCCUUCUUCUGAAAAGAUGAGAAAAGGAACUCUAAGUUUUAAAUUUGACAACCAGACCAGCUUACCAAGGAAUGAGUAAGUAUCAAAGUUUAUUGUGCUGUAAUAUUUGUGAUUUUAUUAAGUUUUGUGUGAAAAUAUGGAUCAUCUUUGUUGAAUGAGAGACUGAAUAAAUCUCUUGAAUAAAAUUGAAUUUUUUUAAAGUUUAAAGACUUAAUUUUUUGAAAUCUAUUCUCCAAGUCAGACAUUCCAUUCUUCUUUAUAGACAAUCCUUAAUCAUGUCUGCAAACACUCAAAGAAGGUAACAAAAGCUCAUUAAUUCACUCUUUGCUUUUUUUGCAACAGUUCUAGAUGUGCCUCUUAAUUAAAUAUCUUUCAAAUUUUAAAAUUUAUUCUAGAUAACACUCAGAUGCUUAACAAAUUUAUUGCUCAUUCUAGGAAUAUUAAUUUCAAUUAACUUAAAGUAACCUUUAGCUCUACUAAAUGAUUCCCUCUUCUAACUAUUUAGAAUAACCUUCUAAAUUGCUUAUUGUACAAGAGCAUAUUAAACUAUUUCUUAAUGGCAAGUACAUGUUUAGUUUUGUGAAAUGAGAUAACACCCUUUAGCUGGAAGUUGUUUGUAUAUAGUUUCUCAAAUUCACCUGUUUUCUCCAUCAUAUGUAGAGGUUCAAGAUACAAAAUAACUUCUCUCAGUUACGAUAAAUCAAUUUUUGAGUCUCACAAUAAUCAGUCUCACUAAUAUAUAAUUAUACCUAUCAGCAGGACUCAGUUGUGCAAAGGCUGAUUAACAUUAACCCAGGGUUAAAUUUUAACCUGGGUUUCUUUAUCCCUUUGUUCCAAAGCCUUCCUCAUAUAAUUUUCUUCAUUCUUUAAAGGGUAUCCAAUCAUCACUUUGUAGACUAAAUGAAUUGUACUUAAUCUUUUUUUAAAGCUUUCAGAUCUGAAAUCAGAUUUCGCACAAACCCUUGGUUAUCUUAACCCAGCUUUGAACAAUGCGGCCCAGACUGUCAGACUCUAUGUACAAAUAACAUGUUAGUAUGAGUGCAAGGCUUGUGCAAGUUUUGCUUUGGCAGCCUACAAAUAACAAUAAUGUCAUUUCUGUUGCUCUUUGUAUAGUUUAAGUGGAUAUGGUUUCAUGGAUAUCGGUUUACCACCAGCGAGUCCUAGUGAAAAAGAUAUUGAUUUAAAGGUAUAUGGUAUAUUAAUAUACUUCAACAUAUAUUACAAGACAAAGAAGUCAUCUUGUGAGUUAAAAGGUCAAUGUCCAAAACACCUUUUCCACCUUUUAACUGGCUCUCAUGAAAGCUAGCUAGGCAAAUGGUUAGGUUAUCUCAGUCUAAAGUCACAUUAGAAAAAUAUCACCUGAAUAUUUGCCUAACUUUCGUCAAGUUAAUAAGAAUCAAAUUUAUGGUUGAUAGGGUGUACAUUUAGAUUUUUAAUGGUUAAAAGUCAGUUAUCAGCAUUGCAAAUGACAAAGUGGAAUGUCAUUCUACCACAAGAAUCCAGAGAAUGAAAUAAUUAAUAACCUCUUCGUUGAAGGAUCAGAUACUUAAUUAUCAAUUAGGAUUAUUUGCAUCAAGUACCUUUUUAUUAUUAUUUUAGGAUGACAAAUCAACCUUAUUCCUUAUUGCUACUUAUGCUCGGUACAGCUGUCCAUAUGUGUGGGUGAGUGGAGGCUUACAAAUGUCAAACUACAGUAUUGUUUGUUUUCUUUUUAAGAUUCUCUCUAUUUCUGAGUGAGUUAAACUCUCAAGUUUGCAAAUAUCACUCUUGUAGGCUUCAAAUCAACUAAAGAAAUACGAAAAACAGAGUUAGACAUCACAUUCAUAUUUCUGAACACAUUUACUCCAUUUUGAUUUGUUUGAAAACCUUAAGUAUUGUAUCUUUAGGGAGGCCAUUCAAAAUUCACAACAAUAUUGGCCAUUUAACUUUAAAGACAACCACAUGUAGAAGCAGAAAAUGGUAAGCCUCUGGGUUAAACAAUCUAAAGCAGGCAAGAUGAGUCCAUUUUGUCUGCUUGGUUAGAGCAAAGGAUUUUGCUUGCUUGCAUCUAGUAAUCAUGAGAUUGAAAAAUUGCCCAAAAUACAUGCUUUAUGUUGUAGGUAAGAUCAAACCAUGAGAGACUAGUGGCACUUUCUAAUGAUUCUGGCAAAGAAAAACUGAAGGAUAGUCCAUUGAAACUUAAGUCCACAGCAGAAUGGAAACAGAGAGGUAUAGCUGUAUGUUGGUCAUAGAGCACAGUAUAUGUUCACCCACUGUCAUACAAGACAUCAACUUGCUCAUUACUGUAACAGUAAAUUGUAAAUGAACUAAAUGAAGUUAGGAAAAUGUUGAUGGAAGCCAAAGGCCUAGAUAGAUCUCAGUUCUCUUGACAGAGUUGAAUCAAUAAUUCACAUAUAUGUUUAAGAUCUAUCAGUGUUAUGCUAUAGCGAUAAUUAUUUUAUUUGUCUUUAGUUUUGAUGCAAUGGAAAAAUUGCCAGCAAGAAUAAUUUGGAUGUUUGUAACCAAUAAGAAUGUAGAGAAUGUCUCAACAUUUUAAGGAAUGUAUGAUUUAUGGCAAAUACAUCAUGGUGGUCCUGACUGCAGCAAGAACAAAACAAAAAUCACAGACAUGUAUCUUUCGAAUAAUUUGGUCUCAUAUAUUUUACCUAUUCAAGGAUAGACAAUUGAGUGAACUUUUUAUGUCAGAGUUAUACAUUAACUCUUUAGACCUGAACAUCAGUAUUCAUAUUCUCCAUACUGUUUUCUGUACAUUUACUAAGGUUCUGACAAGGAGAAUUUGUCUAACAAUCAAGAGUUUCUUCACUUGCUGAUCAUUUUCUUUAUUCCCAUGAUAAUAAUAUGUGAUUCAGUGGUGAUUUUGUAAGGAGAAGUCAGAUGCUAGUCUCUCCUAGGGGUUAAAGGGUUAAUUUUAGUCAGAUAAUUCAAAUUUAGAGUUGUCUGUUUAACAGGUAGUCAUUAACAACACACGUAUAUACGUCCUCACAUAAAGCUUAUUUUUCCAAAUCAGACAGCAAACUCUGGGACAUUAUUGCUGAGAUUGUAAAGCUGUGUAUGUAUCCAGCUCCACUCAACCCAUUUGCCAUUGAUUUCAAGUAUUUUGAAGGUCUGCCAUUGGUUCAAAGAGUCAUUGCAACUGGUGCCAUGGCUCAUUUCUUGCAGAAGGUUGUAGCAUCUGGUGACCAUGCAUACAAUGCCAGAGGUGAGGAAUGGAGAAGAUCCAUCAUAUGUGUUUCUUGAUAGUUACAUAAGUUUCAAAAGUCUAGGACUGACUCAAUAGAGAUUACCAGAGUUGCUAAUAAAGGACAAAAGAAGCUAUCAAAGUUGUGUAAUAAGCUGAAUCCUACACACAUCUUGAGUGGUUCUUGUGGUCUGUUGGAGGACAGAGGCAUGGACAACAUCACCAUUCUUUUUUUUGUUAACAUGUAAGACAAAAAGAUUCCAGUCUGUACAGUCAUAGUUCAGAGAAGAAGCCAAAAUAUGGUAAGAACAUAAGUGAAACAAAAGGUGCACUUUUUUGUUUGUACCAUAUUUUGAUGUUAUCUGUGAUCUAUUAUAAUUGUACAAACACAGAGCACCAUAGAAUCUAUUUGUUAAGUGAAUCACCUAGUGGAUUACAAUAUAAUUCUGAAGUGCUGAUCUGCCAAGCCCUUGUGGUGUAUACACCAUGCUCAAAUGAAGGAAGUAAGGAUCAUUUAUCCAUUAUUUGCCCACAUUUACCACUGACUAUUCCACCCACUUAACAUUGAAAGUCUGACAAUUAUAAAAUCAGUCGAGUACUUCCCAUGUCAUCAGACAUCUACCAUAUUCAAAUCUGUGUUUAUUUACAUAUGGUUUAUAAAUAAUAAUGUCAGUGGUAUUGCUUAUAGCUGUCACUUAAAAUAAGUAACCAAUUUUUGACCACUUAACUUCUCUUUCUUAUACAGUCUUUGAUGACUUAGGAGAAAUCACAAGACGUCAUUUUAAGGACUUGCAGACUCUUGUGCGGCAGAGAAGAUUGCAAGAAAUUGAACAAGCUUCACCACAGAAUCCAGUACAAUAUAAUACACAGCCCCAGGAUACCCAGUAUUACAACACUCGGCAGCAAAAACAGCAGACAAACUAUUACCAAACAGGACCAGUGCAGCAGUCACUUCAAGCAUCAGGCUACUCUGGCCAGUAUCAAUCUGGGAAAAUGUAUUAGUCUGCCUCAAUUUCAUUAAGACACAGACAUAAGGGCAGCCAUGUGGUCUUUUUUGUAAUGAUUUUCAUGAGGAAGAAAAUGCACCUGUAAAUUGUAAGAUGAUAAUUGGUAACAUUUUUCUAGGUUGGAUACACUGUAAGCUCAACAGGUAUUAUAAAUUAGCACAUAAUUGAUGUUUUUCUAUUGUGAAAAUACUACUUCCAUAUAGCACUUGUAGGGAUGUGUUUAAUUUAACUCUGACUGUAAGAUUAU
This is a messenger RNA of Pocillopora meandrina, 6517 nucleotides long. The record is from the annotation of a GenBank genome assembly. Lineage: Eukaryota; Metazoa; Cnidaria; Anthozoa; Scleractinia; Pocilloporidae.